UCCACCUCCUUUCUCUUUCUCUCCGGAGACGGGGGGGAGGGGGAAGACGACAGAGGAGGCAGUGGGCCUGCGGCGGGCUGAACUGCGCCGCUCUGCGCCGGGGCAACUGUUUCUCCUCGCCUUCUCGAAUCACCCGUCUCCGAGUAGAAGAAUACAUGUUUACUUUCAGCACAGAAGAGCAUGUUCCCAAAUUCUUCCAUCUUGGGUUGUCCACCCCAUCCACUAGAACGCCAACAGUACAAUUUCCUCAUUAAUCUUCCAGUAAACAUUUCUCCUGCUCUUUUUCACCAGCAGUUCCAGAGAACAGCAGGUUUGGUGAGUGGAAAUCUUCCAAGCAUCCCAACUGUUUCACCACCAUCCUUUGCCUAUAGAAAUGGCAGCCCAGUGCAUGCAUCAGGUACACCUACAUCAUUCAGAGGCAGAAAGAGGCUGAAAGAACAGAACAUUCCUUAUGAAGUGAAGCGCCAGCGAUUUCAUUCACCUCAUCAUGAAUCACCUUCAGCUAACCAAGCAGUGCCUUUACCAGAUGAUCAGAGGCAUUCAUGCCCUAGAUCAAUUCCUUCGCCAUUAUUUCAAGCAAAUUACAUCUCUGAUUUAAUGCAAUAUGUGCCACCCUUGCGAGAAGCUUCUUUUCCUGACCCUGUAGAAAGUGCAGUCCCUCUGGCCAAAGAUAAGCUAAGUCAACAAAUACUGGAGUUAUUUCAAGCAUGUCAGCAACAAAUCAGUGACUUGAACAAAAAAGAGCUCUGCCGAACACAACUCCAAAGGGACAUUCAGCAGAUAUUUCCAAAUAGUAGACUAGUUUUGGUUGGAUCCUCACUAAAUGGAUUUGGUACUCGCAGUAGUGACGGUGAUUUGUGCCUGGUGGUCAAACAGGAGCCAAUGAAUCAGAAGACUGAAGCAAGAUACAUACUCAGCUUACUCCAGAGACAUUUUUGUAGGAAACUUUCAAACUACAUUGAGAGACCUCAGCUGAUCCGAGCAAAAGUGCCAAUAGUGAAGUUCAGGGAUAAAGUCAGCUGUGUGGAGUUUGACUUGAAUGUGAACAAUGUUGUAGGAAUAAGAAACACAUUCCUUCUCAGAACCUAUGCAUACAUUGAGAGUCGAGUGCGUCCAUUAGUGCUGGUUGUAAAGAAGUGGGCAAGCUUUCGUGGUAUAAAUGAUGCCAGCCGAGGCACUUUAAGCAGCUAUAGUCUUGUGUUGAUGGUUUUGCACUAUUUACAAACCCUACCUGAACCUAUCCUUCCAUCCCUCCAAAAAAAUUACCCAGAAUCAUUUGACCCUACUAUGCAGCUGCACCUUGUGCAUCAGGCUCCAUGCACCAUUCCUCCCUACCUUUCAAAAAAUGAAUCAACACUUGGAGACCUGUUGCUGGGCUUCUUGAAAUAUUAUGCUACAGAAUUUGACUGGAGCAGUCAGAUGAUUUCAGUUCGUGAAGCCAAAGCCAUUCCAAGACCCGAUGGCAUUGAAUGGAGAAACAAAUUCAUUUGCGUAGAAGAACCUUUUGAUCGAACAAACACUGCUAGAGCAGUACAUGAAAAGCAGAAGUUUGACAUUAUUCUGGAUGAAUUUCGAAAGUCAUGGCAGAGACUGAGAGACAGGAGGGACUUGAACUGUAUACUACCUUUGCGGGCAACGGUACAGAAAAGAUGAUUGGCUUCUAUUUCCUCAAGCAGAUCAUUCUGAAAUGCUAUACAAAAGACAUUUUCCAAACCACAGGAUGCAAUUUUUUCUUCCUUCCCCAACUGCACUUUUUAAAAGAGACUUUUUCUUUAAAUUUUUGUUAAGGAAACUUUUGUAAAACUUUAAAAAGGCAUAACUAAUUAAACUGAAAAUCAUUAGAACCAUUUGAAGACUGGAUUUCUGAAACAGAUUGGAUCAGUGACCAAUAAAGAAACUGCUGUAAUACAAAUACA
Pogona vitticeps (central bearded dragon) is the source of this 1916-nucleotide messenger RNA. It is a transcript of the gene TENT2, whose product is annotated as terminal nucleotidyltransferase 2. Gene Ontology annotation, molecular function: poly(A) RNA polymerase activity. Lineage: Eukaryota; Metazoa; Chordata; Lepidosauria; Squamata; Agamidae. Gene Ontology annotation, biological process: RNA 3'-end processing. The record is from RefSeq and is a predicted model, not a curated record.